Racocetra persica is the source of this 753-nucleotide messenger RNA. The record is from the annotation of a GenBank genome assembly. NCBI's taxonomy places the organism in Eukaryota, Fungi, Glomeromycota, Glomeromycetes, Diversisporales, Gigasporaceae.
UUGAGAUGAAAAUGGAGAAUGAGAAUAGUUUGAUGUCAUUAAUUGAAAUAAUUGUAGAAAUGGUUACGAAGGAGGUUGUGAAAAAUUUAAAGAAGGUGAGAUUUAAACAAUGGAAAAAUAUGAGAUCACGCCUAUGUUAUGAAUGUCGAAAGGUAGGCCAUAUUGCUCGUUUUUGUCCACAACAAACCCGUAGUGGUGAUUCAAGAGAUGAUAAAAUCGAUGAGUAUUAUGUACGACAUGUAAUGAAAAUGUCAGAAAAGGAUGAUAAUGAAUUAAAAUGUACUAUGAAAGAACAAGUGAUGAGAUCACCUUCGAAAGGAGAUAUUGGGAUUGAUGGAUUCAAUGGUCAACUGGUGAAUAUGAGAAGAUUAUCAUUGGAAAAGCAAUUUGAGAUUGCACGAGUUGUUGGGUUGGAAGAUCCGUUCGAUAAUUUAUAUGAAAUUCCAGUGGAGGAUAUACCUAGUAAGAAGUGUGUGGUGAAGGAGAAAACUAGAAGAAAGAAAAAAGAAUAUAUACCCGAUAUCCGAAGUGUGAAUAGAAAUGUUGUUAAUAAUAGGGUAAAGCUGCAGAUGAUAAAGCGAAAAACGAGUAGAAAAGUCAGAAAUAAUGAGUAUGCGGAUUUAGGUGAAAGUGCAUUGCGAAUUGACAAUGCGAAAGUUAAAGUGAUGAAAAGUCUUGAUGAAGAUGGUAGUAAUCCAAAGAAGCUGGACAUGUCAUGUGUUGUUGGUGAAAACGAAAUUCAAAGGUUUAAUA